Messenger RNA from Trypanosoma conorhini, 906 nucleotides. Its product is annotated as NADH-cytochrome B5 reductase. The transcript has a single exon. Gene Ontology annotation, molecular function: FAD binding; oxidoreductase activity. NCBI's taxonomy places the organism in Eukaryota, Euglenozoa, Kinetoplastea, Trypanosomatida, Trypanosomatidae. Bases 1 to 906 code for a protein of 301 amino acids. The record is from RefSeq and is a predicted model, not a curated record.
AUGGUUGCUGCUUUCGUCGUCGUGCUGACGCUGUGGCUGCUUUAUUCCAAGGGGUUUCUUUACUCUGGUGACGCGGUGGCCCUGGAUGCGUCGAAGUUUCAGUCUUUCAAGCUGGUUGACAAAAUAUCUGUGAGCCACAACAGCUUUAUCUUCCGCUUUGCCCUGCAUUCACCCACGCAGCGGCUUGGACUUCCCAUCGGACAGCACAUCUAUAUUCGGAGUGCGGUUGUUAACGCAGAUGGAAAGUCAGAGAUGGUGCAGCAUGCGUACACACCCGUUUCCUCCGAUGACGACGUGGGUCAUGUGGAUUUUCUUAUCAAGGUGUACUUCAAAAAUGUUCAUCCGAAGUUUCCCAACGGUGGCCGUUUGUCGCAGCACUUGUACAAUCUUCCACUGGGGAGCGUGGUGGAAAUGCGGGGUCCUGUUGGCAAAUUUGUGUAUCUGGGAAACGGUAACUUUACUGUUAGUGAUGGGAAGGGCGAAGUGACGAAGAUGCACACGGAUGCACUGGCGAUGGUAGCGGGUGGCACAGGCAUCACACCGAUGAUGCAGAUUAUCCGUGCCAUCAUGAAAUCACCUGAGGAUCGCACAGAGAUUGCCCUUGUGUAUGCCAAUCAGACAGAGGAAGAUAUUCUGCUGCGGAAGGAACUGGAUGAGUGUGCCAAGGAUCAGCGCAUGACGGUGUGGUACAUGAUUGAUCGUGAUGUCUCUCCUCAGUGGAAGUACGGCACUGGCUUUGUGGACGAGGCAACGCUGCGUGCGCAUGUGCCUGUCCUGCAGCCCACGAAUCACAAGUACAGCCGUGCCGUUGCGCUGAUGUGCGGCCCGCCGAUGAUGGUUGAGAAGGCUGUGAGGCCUAAUCUGGAAAAAAUUGGCUACACAAAAGAAACCAUGUUUGCCUUUUAA